Molecule: messenger RNA, 1797 nt
Organism: Aegilops tauschii subsp. strangulata
Lineage: Eukaryota; Viridiplantae; Streptophyta; Magnoliopsida; Poales; Poaceae
Cellular component (GO): nucleus
Source: RefSeq, a predicted model, not a curated record
GCGUCCCCGGCCCCUCAUCCGCGUGUUCCGUCCGCCCCAUCAGUUUAUUCCAUUUGCUUCUCCCCGAAGGAAUCCCAGCCCGGCUUCGCUCGUGCUUUACCUUGUUGGCUCUCUCUAACCUCCUCCUCCCGGUUGUUAUGCCCGGAAUCAAACCGUAGCCUAAGCUUCAGCGCGAUCCUGAUCCCCAGUUCGCCAUGGAUCGCCCGCCACAUCUCGACAUCGACCUAAACGCGCCGCCCCCGCCGUCGCCACCGCUAUCGCCGGCGCCGGCGGAUAUCCAGUCGCCUCCCCGCGAGUUCGCUGCCGCCAUCCCCGUUGUUGGUCCUCCUCCUCCUCCGCCGCCGCCGCCACCCCAGCUCCCGCCUGCCGCCAACGUGCAGGGCCACCUGCUGCUCCCUCACCAAGCCCGCGAGCUAGCGCUGGCGUACCAUCGUGCGGAAUCCUGGAGGUUAGCUGCUGCUACAGCCAGUGCGCCCGCGACCGCUGGUUCAUCGGUGGAGGUGCCGCCACCGUCGGUUCUCCAUUCACCCACUUUUGCUCCUCCGCCGCAGCCACCCCAGCUCCCGCCCCUCGCCAACGUCCACCUCAUGCGUCCUCCGCCAAUACCGUCGCCGCUGCCAGCCCCUGGCGUGGGGGUGCGGGGGCCUCCGGCGGCCGUGAAUGAAGACUGGAUGUGCCCGGAAUAUGCGAUAGGAGCCGUCAACGCCCCAGACAUCACCAGGCAAGUAAGUGUUGCUGAUGGAGCUCAUUUGACUGAAUUGGCGACUCCACAUUUUGAGGGCAUGCCGUUCAAUCAUACAACUCCUUUUGAUGGGAAUCACUUUAUGCCAGCAUUUGGUCUUCCUCAUUGUUUUAACAUGAGACAACAAUUUCCUCCUGUGGAUCAAAAUUUCAUUGCUGAUGGAAACUUAGAACACAGGUCAAAUCAAACACGCAGCAGAAGAGAUUUUCCACAAACAUCAGCAUUGCCCAAGUUUUCUAAGAAGCACAAGUUUGGAAGUUCCAGCACUUCUAUGGAGCCACCAUAAUUUCCGAAAGCAACAGCCCCGAGUCCUACAGAAGAAAGAAAUCCACCAAAGCCUCCAAAAUUUACUGCGGAAAAUUGCAACCAUCAACCACAUCAUCGCAACGCGAGUAUCUCAUUACCUAUUUCAGAUUCUGUAUCUUCAUCCCGUGUCCAUUUUAGAUGUUAUUGUUUCCUACUUGUACACCCUUUGUUUCUUUAUACUGCAGUUCUUUUAUCCUACGUUCACUUUGGCGCUGAUUUUGAUAACACUGAUUCGUUGUGUUGUUACUCUAGGUUGGCCUGCCUGUUCAAUAUCAAGAUUUCUUCAUAACUAACUUGGGAGAAAUCGAUAAACAUGCAAGCUACCACAAUUGCCACCAGAUAUGGCCAGUGGGUUUUACAUCUUACUGGCAUGAUAGAGUUACUGGUUCACUAUUUGAGUGUGAAGUGUGUGAUCGAGGGAGUUUUGCGCCUUUGUUUAAGGUCAGAAGGUUACCAUAUGUUCAGUAUUCCCCCUUCCAGAAGCCUCGACCAUUCUCUCUCCGAAUGGUGCAAGAGACGCCGCUGAAACAAAGGAAAGUAGCAGUUUUAUUGGAGAUACUGCUAAUGAUAUGGAUGAUGAUCUUUAUAUGAUGAUGGAUAUUCCCUCUGAGACCAACCAAUAUUUAUUAUCAUGUCUUGCCAAUGAUACAGAGGAUAAAAGGACUUCUUUGGGUUGCAAUGAUGUACAGAGUUCAAAUAUGAUGUCACCAAUACUAUCAUCAAAUUCUGAGAAUGUUCCACCAAGUAAA